Messenger RNA from Nematostella vectensis (starlet sea anemone), 6164 nucleotides. RefSeq names its product gamma-tubulin complex component 6. Gene Ontology annotation, molecular function: microtubule minus-end binding; gamma-tubulin binding. Gene Ontology annotation, cellular component: spindle pole; gamma-tubulin complex; centrosome. The record is from RefSeq and is a predicted model, not a curated record. Bases 34 to 5760 code for a protein of 1908 amino acids. NCBI's taxonomy places the organism in Eukaryota, Metazoa, Cnidaria, Anthozoa, Actiniaria, Edwardsiidae. Gene Ontology annotation, biological process: mitotic cell cycle; microtubule nucleation; meiotic cell cycle. The transcript is spliced from 30 exons.
GCCCGGCGCGUAAAUCAAACAUGGCGGACUUUGAUGAUGGCUGAAGGAAAACAAGGUUUUCACGCCUUGUUCUCUCGACUUUGCGAGAUCGCCUUUUCCUCAGAGGCAGCCAAACGAGAGGACAACUAUACUCGAAUACGAUUCACGAGGUCAAGGCGAGCAAAGCUGCAGCAAUGUCUCUAUGAGCGAUUCUUUCGUGAACUCCAUGCUCCUUGGGCCCUGGAAGACAACAACGGGGAACGUUUGGACAAAACCAGACGAGAUUCGAGUGACUUUGACGCAUAUGAUCGACUUGCUGUGAUAGCGUACAAUCUACGGGUGGAGAGAAAAUUCGAUCAAGCUGAUGCUUUGGAGUAUCUGUCUGCCAAAUGGAGAAGUUUACCUGGUCAACAGAAAGGAAGUUUUGAGUUGGUGGGUGAAAGUGCUGUCAUAGCUGAGCCAGAAGCCAUUAUCCGGUUUAUUGUCGCACUAGAAGACUCACAGCCUAACAUAGAUACUGCAGUCCUUGGCUAUCAGUCACAGCCAUGGAGCAGCAACAAGCUUUAUAAGGAAGUUAAGAGCAUUCUGCCAGAAGGUCCUUUGCUAAACACUGAUAGUGACAAGCUCAGAAAAGAGGCUUUGCUCCAACCUCAUUAUGUUCAUUACUCAGUGGAUCUGUUUGAGAGAGUGCCAACCCUGGGAUCAAGUGUUGAACAGCAGCCUUGUGGAUUGUCAACAUUUGAGCAGAUCGCAAGGCCCACUCAAGGUCGCCAGAGAUUUUUCACUUUACAGGAGGAAGCGGAAGAGUUCCAUGAUGAAAAGACAAGAAAGUCUUUAUUUAGUGCCUUGACACAUGCUAGAGCUGAUGAUAUGCAAGUUAGGCUUGGCCUACCAGAUCUCCCUAUGGACCCUGCAAGCAAGACAUUUGGAUUGUCAUCGUUGGAAGAAUUGCAGUCACCAGAAGAUGAAGGGUUUCACGAGGGCUCAGAGCAGUCCAAAGACACCUCCUUGCCUGCAAUGCCUGAAAAACGUCUUGAUCUGGCCGUGUGGAGUGCUGCCUUGCAGUUAGAGCCUCAAAGGUUUUACACAUGGGAGAUGGGAGGAAGGAGAGAUGCAGAUUGUGAGAAGCCAUACAUUACUGAAGCUGGCCCAGCUGUAUUUGAUGAGCUGUACAACUCACUAAACAGACAAGUGUCCUUCCUUGUAUCAACUCCCACCCACUAUAGACUGGUGUCUUUGAGAGCUCUUGUCCAUGCUUGUUUGAAUAUCCUGAUUGGUGUUCCAUCGUCAGCUUUUCUCUUGGAUAAGGACUCCGUGGAUUUUAUUGUGAAUGACACUGUUCGACUAUCUGGCUGUUCCCCUGAUCUUCUACAUGAUGGCCUGAGAAAGCUUGCAUCCAUCGGCACUGAUUACUUCCAUGUGGCUAGCUUCAGCCGUGAUGAGGCCCAGCAAUCAGGAGGGCUUGUUAUGCAAGCAUUCCUUGGCAGUAUCAAGAGCUACCUGCAGUGUUACAGGGCAGUGGUGCUCUCUAUCAAAGAAUCAGAUGUACAAAGUCCAUUACAGUUGACAUUCUUUUUCCAAAGUUGGGGGAAGCAGCUGAGAUUCCUUGCAGAUAUGUGUAUGUGCUCCAGCUCAUUCAGAAGAAAAGGUGGACCAACCUCGAGAUUACCAACUGGUGUGAAGUUGCUGACGUACCUGUACCAGAUGGCUCUAGAGCAUGCCAGUUCACCUCUCUACCCUGUGUUGCUGUCCCUUCUCAAGCAGAGCUGUGCACCAUACAUCAUGUUUGUACAGGACUGGGUGUUCAAAGGUGUAUGUAAGGAUACAUUUGGGGAGUUUAUUAUAGAAGUAGACGACCAUUUCUUAGCCUAUCGUGAUAAACAUUACUGGAGUCAUGGGUUCGUGAUGAGUGAAGAUGAGAGACUUGACUGUGUGCCCAUGUUUUUAAGUGAUCUUGCCAACGACAUUUUUGUCUGUGGCAAGUCUAUCAACUUGCUUCGACUGUGCACACCUGAGCAUUUCCUGUGUGAUGCUUCCAUCCCACCGCCAAGAAUGGAGGUGACGUUCUCCAUGCAGAAACUGAAGACUUGUGAUGAGCGGUGUCGUAGCUAUCUCAUGGCCGUGCAAAAGGUAGCGCAAGGCCUCAAAGACGAACGAGACAGCAAGAGGUUAGCAGUGGAAGAGAAAGCUGAAAAGGUUUUGCUGGAGGAAAAGGAGAAAGCUGAAAAGGCUUUUUCAGAAAUUACAGGGUUAAUAGAGCAGGUGCGACUCGCAGUAGAGGAAAAGAAGAGAGAAGAUCUCAAGAUGCUCAAGGAAGAAAUGGAAGAGGCCAUCAAACAACGAGAGCUUGAGAAAGAGCUGAAAGCAGAGGAAGACAAACGUUACAUGGAAGAGGCUGUAAAACGAGAAGCUCUCACUACCUCUGCUGCAGAGGAAUUGAAGGAGAAGGCCAGGCAAGAUCUGAUCAAGUACUACGAAGAGCUCACGGUUGAAAUGGAACGGCGCGAGCAGAGAGCCCAGUGGCAGAUACGCAGACAUGAGCUAGAUACUGAACGCAUCAAGUUCUUCGCCGAGGAGCGAGCCAAACUAGAGGCAUUACAUUACCUGCAUGAAAACGCCAAAGACACAGUUAGCUUACAAACCACAGAGGAUACAGUGUCUAGCAGUGAGCAGCCUGAUCAAAGUAGCCUUAGUGCUUCGAUUGCAACCCCAAAGGUUGAAGAAAGAAGCGACAUUAGCUCAGUACCAAGUCCAAGUUUGGUGUCACUCAUUGCAAGCGGGUUGAGAACGAACGCUUUAGUGCAGGCUGAGGCAAAGAAGUCCUUAAUGCAAGAACGCAGCGAGGCCGAUUCAGGAGUUGUGUCUGUCUCUAGACGUGAAGUUGAUGAUAAGAGAGAAUUUCCAAUAGGCCAGGAUUCGGAUGCUUUAGACACCCAUACCCUAGUGUCCGUACCCUCAUUUGAUGAGGAUGACACAGACGUGUCAGAGGCAUCCAGUGUAAACUAUGAAGGGCGCAAGAAAUGGACCAAGCCUAAGGAUGACGCUUCCUUGAGUCUGAAGCACGAAGGGAGGGAGCAGAUGCGGAAAGCGUGGGAAGCCCCUGCUGAGGGGGACAUCAAAUUGGCAGAAUCCAAAUUUCCUCACGGUCACCCUGCAGAAUCAUCCAUUCAAUUCACAAUGUAUGGUGAUAAACCUACUUCGUUACAAGUAGAAACCUCCAAGACUACUUCAGUGACUGAAAAACAACCCAAGACCGCACAUCCGGCGGAUUCUAGUCUACAGCAUCUCCUUUACCCGGAACCUGCAGAUACUCAGUCUUUUCACAGCCCAAGCGCAGCGGAUGUCACGCUAGAAUCUGUACUUAUUGAAGUUGGCACCCCGACCAGCGAAGCACAUGGACACCCUUUGGACUCAACAGUCAGCAACGUCAUGUACCCUACUCCAGGAGCUGGAAACACGCCAACGGCCACAGAGGCAACGAGGAACAAUGCAACACCACCUACUGAUAAAGACACAAUUCUCCAAGACUUCCUUCAAAGCAUCUCAUCGCCGGUACGCCGAGAGGGCCGGGCUAGCCAUCCUGCAGACUCCACCAUGACUGUAGUGCUGUAUCCUUCCGAGAACCUUCCGAUCAGCCCUUAUCCAGCGAGGCCUAGGUAUGGUCACCCUACGGAUUCGUCUGCCCAGGGGUAUCUUUAUCCUAGCUCAGAACACUCUGAAGGCUUACCUGAUGAGGGUUAUGAAGCUGGAACUAGACACACGAAGUCUGGGUACGGCCAUCCCUCAGAUUCGCAAUUCCAAGUGACAGAUGUGAAAACUAGUCCUGGACAUCCAAGAUCUGCGUACGGCCAUCCUUCAGAUUCGCAAUUCCAAGAGACAGAUGUGAAAACUAGUCCUGGACAUCCAAGAUCUGCGUACGGCCAUCCCUCAGAUUCGCAAUUCCAAGAGACAGAUGUUAAAACUAGUCCUGGACAUCCAAGAUCUGCGUACGGCCAUCCCUCAGAUUCGCAAUUCCAAGAGACAGGUGUGAAAACUAGUCCUGGACAUCCAAGAUCUGCAUUUGGCCAUCCAUCAGAUUCGCAAUUUCAGGAAAGUGAUUCAAAACUGGCAACAAAAACGAAACAUUCUAUGUCGGUCCAUGGACACCCUUCAGAUUCCCAAUGGCAACUAAAUCAAUCCUCUGUUAGCGAUCAACUACGCAAACCACAGUCUUUAUUCGGCCAUCCAUCGGACUCUCAGCUCGACAGACCAGACGACACACCAACAUCCCCACGUCAGCCUAGAUCAAAGUGGGGCCAUCCCUCGAGCAGUACUGUACAGAGAGUCCUCGGUGACAUCUCCUCUUUAUCUGAUUCCUCUGAUAUACCUCCUAAUGUGACAAACUCUACUAUUGGCCAGUCAGGAUUCCAGACCACCCGAGGAGUACCCCCUGCCGAGCACGCCAAGGCUCUACUAUACCCUGGAGUGUGUAGUGCAGGUCAGGAGGGGAAACCCGCGGUUUCUACACGUGGGCACGAACCAGCUGUGAGAAUCACACAGUUGAUGUAUCCAGCCCCCCUUGUUGAAGAAGAAAAACUCGAAAAAGCCAAACCGAUUGUGUUUGAAGAUAUCUGGAUGGCCUCUCAAGUUGAACCACUGCGCGAUGACUUUUCUGCUUUAGACGAUGUUCCGACAACAGACCUUUUGCGAGGAGCACUCAAAUUAGUACAGGACAAAGAUGAAGACGAGAGUGUUGACGCCGCCCAGCUGAUGUCUCUUCCAGUCCUUUUACAAAGAUCAGUCACUGCACCUCUUAUCGCUCAGAUAACGCUAGUUAACAAGGCCGUGGUCGAGUACUUUAUUGAGGAGCUUCAGGUGCAGCGGCACUUUGAUGUCUUCCGCAAGUUCCUGUUCAUGGAAGAUGGCGAAUUCUCACUUUCACUGUCUGAUCAGCUGUGUGAAAAGCUCUCAUCGGGUGUCUCCCCUCGUGAGCUGUGCUCCCCUACUGUAAUGAACGCCAUAGUGUCCCAUGCUCUUCAACUCUCCGUCUUCGCGGAUGCUUCGGGGUUUGAGCAGGAGCUGGCCUUUGCCCUCAAAUGGAUGCCCGAUAUGCUCAACGCUAACGAUAUUGCUGCCUUGGACUUUCUUGAGCUGCGUUACAAGGUUGAAUGGCCAGUGAAUAUUGUUAUCACUGAGAAUUCAAUUAUCAAAUAUAACAAGAUCUUCUCCUUCAUGUUGCGACUGAAGAGGGUCUCCUGGGUGUUAAGAGAUAUAUGGUUCCACUUGAAGCAUAUAGCGUUCUCCCGUGAUGCGGCCUCCUCACCUCAGCUGCGCCAACUCCAGCUGUACAGACACGAGAUGCAGCAUUUUGUGCAGAAUAUCGAGGGGUAUCUGUCCAACCAGAUUUUGACGGUUACAUGGGUGGAAUUCCAACAUGAGCUCGCCAACAACGUACGCGACCUGGACGAUCUCCACCACCAUCACGUGGAGUACCUGAACAAGGCAAUCUUUCGUUCACUGCUCAACAAGAAAGCCGCGCCUGUUAUGAAAAUCAUCAACGACAUCUUCAGUCUUGUACUCAAGUUCCGCGCGCAGCUUAACUCGUGUCCAUGGCAACAGGCCACGCCCCGAGGCCACGUGACCCACCCGUCCUUUAGUCUGAUGUGCAGCACCCAUAAGUCAUUCCAACAAUACUCAGGAUUCCUGGCAUCGGUUGUCAGCAAGCUGGUGCGGCGCGGCUACCAGUCACAUCUCGACGACUUCCUGCUCAGACUCAACUUCAAUGAUUUCUAUUCCACCUGACACCGACUUCUAUUCCACGUUUCACGGACUUCUAUUCCACGUGUUACGGAAUUCUACUCCACGUGGAAUGCACUUCGACUUCACGUGACACAGACUUCUAUUCCACGUGACAAGGACUUCUCUUCACGUGACAGAGACCUCAGCUCCACGUGACACGGACUUGGCAUGGACUCCUUUUCCAUGUAAAACGGACUUCAAUCCACGUUUGUUCAAACUUGUUGGCUUCUGUUGAUGCAGAGCGUGAUACAGUAAUACUGAGCAAGCUGCUACGUGAUUUAAAUUUGAUAUAUUUUUCUGCCAAUAGUAUACCACGCCCAGGCGAGAAGUGACGAAAACAUAGGAAAUAACUUGUCAAAAAUAGUGUAUAGAGCCAUGGAUAAACAAAUCACAAAUGUUCACUGCUU